UGAUAAAGAAGGAGCUUACGACAAAACAAUUACAAGGAUUAGAAAAGAAGAAGGCAGCAUUUUUAGAAAUUGCGAGGCUCAACGAUAAAGAUAAGGAAGCAAAACUGCAGGCUUUAAAGCAGAGGAUAAUUAAAGACCGAGGGAACUUUAUUGAUCUAUACAUAGUAUUAAGCGAUAUAAACCAAUAUGCAAGCUUGAAGGAAGAACUCAAGAGACGUAAGAAGAGGCUUAAAGCAAUUCCAAGACUCACUCUUAAAGCGGUUGGCGAUGCUACUCUGGAUAUUCGAAACGUAGGAAAGAGGAUACCGAUAUUUCUUAGUGAUGUACAACAUCUUCUGUUAUAUUCACUGCUCGGCCAUUCACCCUAUCUUCCUGCAGCGAGAUGGUGUCAACUUGAGAAGUAUAACAAAGUAAGCCAUACUGUAGUCCUGGUGCUUGAAGGCUUGUCUUCACAUCAUUACAUGGCUUAUGAGAGCAUGUUCCCACACAUAGUAAAUAACUUAAAGCAUCGUUUAGAGGUAAUAACACCUGCUGUCUAUGGCAUAACAGAAGAGCUAGCAGCUGUUCCUUUAACAGGAACUCAAAGUGAUAAAUUAAUUAAACGAUAUGGCUCCUUAGAAACUGCUCUGCAAACAAACGGAAAUGUUAUAAAAUUGCUGAGAAGCGUCUUUCCGAUGCAUUCGAUAAAUAGUGACGAGAAAUUGCCUACGAAGGACAGCUCCGACGGAGAUUUACCAUCGACUGAUAAAUUUUCUAGAACGAAACUGCUUUUGUCGUUAUGGCAAAUGGUGGAGGAAAACUAUCCUGUACCUCUGAGAGGACCGUUAGUAGAAAGAGAGGCCACGUCAACAUCGCCAAUGUUCGGUUUAGAUUGUGAAAUGUGCCUGAUAACAAGCGGCAAUUUGGAACUCACUAGAAUAAGUAUUGUUGAUGAGAGCAUGAAGGUCAUUUAUGACAGUUUGGUGAAACCGGAGAAUGCAAUAACAAAUUAUCUGACUCGGUACAGCGGCAUUACUGAGGAUAUGUUGGACGACGUCACGUUGCACGACGUUCAACAGACACUGAGAACGUUACUUCCUGCGGAUGCGAUUCUCGUAGGACAAAGCUUGAAUUCAGAUUUGCACACGUUAAAAAUGAUGCAUCCCUACAUCAUCGAUACCUCCGUAAUAUUCAAUCUUACUGGAGAUAGGUAUAGAAAAACGAAACUGCAGAUUUUGGCACGUGAAUUCCUCGGGGAACGCAUUCAAGACAGUAAAGCCGGACACUGCUCGGCCGAGGACUCGAAGGCUUCCAUGAAAUUAGUAAAGUUGAAAUUAGCGAACAGCGUGGAUUACGGAGACGCCGUGCUGCUCGGCGAUCGCAGCAUGAGAGUCUUGAAAAUGGAAACUGGCAACGAGAGAACGAAGCGAACAUUGCAAAGUACAGAAAUAAAGAAAUACGCCACAUCGAUAUUUAGUCACAUAACGAAAAAUAAAGGUGCCACCACCGCCAUCGUGGGCGACGAUGAGGUGAUGUCCGAAUAUUCCAAAUAUUUAACGAACUCGUCUCUCAAUGUCAUGGACGACGAAAGUUUCGCGAAGGAUGAUCAAGUACAUCUAGUUAUAGCAGAUAACGAUAAACACGCUGUAGAUCGGACUUCGGAAAUCGUGAUGGAGCAUGCUUUUGUACUGUGCCAUGUGAAACUCGGGGAAGAACAACUGAAAGACGAACUGCUAGAAGAAACAUUUCGUACUGUGAAUGAAUGGAUUUAUAAACAUAAAAUUAUAAACAUGUAUAUUUAUAUUGACUUGCUUUUUAUAAAAUAUCUUUUUUCGCCAAUUUUAGUAACUGCGGAAUAGCUUAUUACGUACAUAAAUAUACUAAAUGUUAUACAGUA
Molecule: messenger RNA, 1876 nt
Organism: Vollenhovia emeryi
Lineage: Eukaryota; Metazoa; Arthropoda; Insecta; Hymenoptera; Formicidae
Product: small RNA degrading nuclease 5-like
Cellular component (GO): nucleus
Molecular function (GO): exonuclease activity; nucleic acid binding
Source: RefSeq, a predicted model, not a curated record